AUGUCAAGUCAACAACGCUCAGAGGAAGAUUCGACCGCAGCCCCCCCUAUACCCGCACCAGCCAUCACGAAACGCCAACAUGCUCUGCUCGAACUUCUGACCUCUGAACGUGCCUAUGCAAGUGAUUUAGCACUCAUCAGGGAUGUGUAUAUGAGGUUGGCGUCUGGUGAGUCCUUCGACUUUUUAAGCCCUUUGAAAAAAAUUUCAAACCCUGGGUCUAGCUCAAGUUCCGAAUCCACCAAGUCGAGCUCAGGUACAUGCUCAUCCUUUUUACGCCCGGUGGGCGAGCCUCCACUAUCUGUCGCUGAUACACGUAUUAUUUUCCGCAACAUUUCUGAACUCGCUGUCCUUUCUGACAUGCUCGUGUCAAAGCUCGAGAUAGCCAUCGAAGAAGGAGGCAAGGGCGUAGGCGAAAUCUUCCUGGAGGUGGUGCCCCUCUUUGCGCCCCCAUACACGACGUACAUCACCGCACACCCUCGCGCACUCGCACACCUCGACGCCCUCAAUACACCACCGCAGCUCACGCCUCAAUUCUCGCGGUGGCUCAAGGAGAGCAAAGAACUCGUUGAGGCACACACGCAUGCUUGGGACCUACCGAGUUUGUUAAUAAAGCCGGUUCAGCGGUUGCUGAAGUACGGGUUACUACUGGGCGCCGUGAUCAGUGCUACUCCGGAGCCGCUCGGAACUGAAGGGCUCGAUAAACUGAGAGAGGCGAAGCAGAAGGUGGAAGAAGUAGCUCGUGCUGUGAACGAGGGACGAAGGCGGGUAGAAGUCGUCAGAGAGGUCCUCGGAUCUGGACACGCCAAAGACGGCCCUGGAGCAGGUGGUGUAGGAUCCAUCGGCAUACCCAAGGUUGGCGUGGUAAACGCCUCCGUCUCGCGCAUGCGCUCCAUUCACGUUUCAGAAAUAGAACCCGACUCCGAAAAUGCCGAAGCUGCCCUCCUUGUAGCCCUCGAAAGCAGGCUCAAGUCGCACAUCACUACGCUCUCCCAUCUCGCUCGGGACGCAUUCGGCUAUGCCCGGACUCUCCAUACGCUGUUUGGAGCGCUCGUCAAGUGGGGAUGGGCAUUUUCAGGCGUCAUUGGCGUCACCGUCAGCCCUGAACUUGAAGCCUUCGAUGCCUUCCUCUCGCUCUGUACCGGACUAGUUGAUCUCGUACAAGAACUUGAGCACGAACUCCAUGCGCACAUCCUUCCCUCUCUCCAAUCUCUUAAAGGCACAUCGGUUGCGCCACUCAAGCUUCUCAGUGCACUGCACACUCUGCAGCCGCUACAUAUGCACUUACUGCAUCUCCCAAUCACGCGCAAGAACCGCCCGCCAGAGGCGCUGCUACAGGCAAGCCAGAGCUACGUUGCGUUGCGGGGGCAGCUUGCACUGGAGUUGCCUGUGUAUGUAAAGCUGCUGGAGCGUGGAAUUGAUGGGGUGGUGCUUGACUUAGCCAGGGCGAUGGAUGCAUUUUGGAGAGUUGUAAUGGAGCGGUGGGGAGAGUUGUGGGAUGCGCUGCAGGUGGAGGGGGAGGACAAUAUGGAGCAUGCGGACCGACCAGCGGGUGGAGGCGAGACAGUUCGUGUCUGGCGUGAGCGAUGGGGUGAUGUGUUGGGCGUGCUUGGGUCAUUGGCGAUUGUCAAUCCGCCUAGAAAGAUGGAGCGGCUGCGUUCUUACGAGCCUCGCAGUUCUCAGAACUCUUAUGACCACCGCAGCUCACAAUCAUCGUCUUCCUCGUUCAAUCCAGCGUCGCGUGCGUCACACUCGCACCCCAAUUCUUACGAUAUCACUGGUCGACGGCGCAGUGGGAGUACGAACAAUAUCCCCACCGGUCCUAUUGUCCGCAAACUUUCCGAUGAGUCACUGCGUUCUGGUAAAUCUGGGAAGUCGGGCAAGUCAUACAAGAGUAACCUUAGUCCUGGUGCGAAUACCUGGAGGAUGGUCGAGGAUGUACCACCUAUGCCCUCUGCCCUACAACUGCCAUCGCAGUCUCGCAGUGGCGUCUCGCCACCGCGCCUCAAGCCCACACGAAUGAAGAGUCUGCCUGGGCCGAUAAUUAGCAACAUACCCUUUGGACUUGAUCCCCCACCAAGCCCGUCGUCGUUCGCUACGUUCGAUGAAGAGCAGGAAGACAACGACAGAGACCGGGGGCGUGUCCAGCAGAGACGACCAAGCCUAAAAAGUAAGAUCACAGAUACAUUCCGGCCAUCACACCACAGGACGCGAUCAAGUUCUGUCAAGAGCCUCGGAGCUCCGAGCUCACUGGCACCAAGUUAUUAUACCACAGAUAGUGCGCUGCCUGCAUACCAAAUGCCGCCCACCCCAACUCGAACUCAAUCACCGCAUACCCCCACUCGCCGCACCACGGACUUGCAAGGGCUACGCGCGCUCUACCAAUGCGCUGCAAUACACAUGUGUAUUCCACCUGCUGGAGUAUCGUAUCGGGGUUUACCGUUCUUCGAGUUGCGAUCUGGAGAUACGUUUGAUGUGCUCAGAGAGUAUGGGCACCCCAGCACCCAUCCAGAUCUACCGUUAUAUGUGGAUGACGGGGAGGAUUGCUUGCUACUAGUUCGGGAGCUUGUUGAUGCUGAGGGAGGAGGCAGAGAUGCGAAAGUCAGAGGAGAAGUGGGCUGGGCGCUGGCGAGUUUUUUGGUCCCUCUGGAUUAA
Molecule: messenger RNA, 2652 nt
Organism: Suillus plorans
Lineage: Eukaryota; Fungi; Basidiomycota; Agaricomycetes; Boletales; Suillaceae
Exons: 9
Coding region: 1-2652 (883 amino acids)
Molecular function (GO): guanyl-nucleotide exchange factor activity
Source: RefSeq, a predicted model, not a curated record